UUUCCAUCGCGGAAUGACGUCUGGCGUAUCGAGACCUUGCGAAUUGCUAAUUAAUUCCUCCCAUCAUGCCCUGCGCCUCAACAUCUCGAAUACCAAUGCAAAACACCUUUGACAACAGCAGCGACUACGGAUCUGACUUUACUCCAGAUGAAGAGGAACUGCUGAACGAACUGCUCGCCAAGGUCGCCACGCAGUACACGACCACCCACAUAGGCACGAGUCCCACCGCGACGACGAAGCCGCAGCAGUCGCAGGCUACCGUCCCUGCCUCGGUUUCUGUUCCUGUUCCUGUCGGGGAUAUCGAGGAUUUCUGUUGCAAUGAGAGCUACAACAAUAGCGAUGAUAGUUUAUUCUCGCCUGUUCGGGCACCCAAGGUUUUGGGGAGGGAGAAGAACCCUGUCUUCUCUUGGGUGCGCCAAAUACAACAGACCCAGCGGAUUGAAGGGAACAAAACGUCUGGGAGUAUUGUAUCAAGUCAGAUCUCGCGUAGCGGUGACGCGUUUGCGUUUAGUGGAGCAUCCCGAUUCUACCGAAGGACGAGAAAGAGAGCGAGAAAGGGAUCGUGCACGCGAAUUGGAAUGGACUAGGUCCAUAUCUCAAGCCCAAGAGGCUGCCUCGACCGAUACAACAGUCCAGGAUAUACGGUCGCCGCUGGAACGUUUCAGGAGACCCCCAAACAAGGCAUUCUCAGUUUCGGACCUGAUCUCCC
Monascus purpureus is the source of this 709-nucleotide messenger RNA. The record is from the annotation of a GenBank genome assembly. NCBI's taxonomy places the organism in Eukaryota, Fungi, Ascomycota, Eurotiomycetes, Eurotiales, Aspergillaceae.